This is a messenger RNA of Alligator sinensis (Chinese alligator), 7083 nucleotides long. It is a transcript of the gene OSBPL7, whose product is annotated as oxysterol binding protein like 7. The record is from RefSeq and is a predicted model, not a curated record. Bases 565 to 3231 code for a protein of 888 amino acids. The transcript has 25 exons. NCBI's taxonomy places the organism in Eukaryota, Metazoa, Chordata, Crocodylia, Alligatoridae. Gene Ontology annotation, cellular component: cytosol; plasma membrane; perinuclear endoplasmic reticulum. Gene Ontology annotation, molecular function: cholesterol binding.
UGCGGCUCAGCUGGUGCCGGGGCUUGUCCCUUCUCCCCGGCGGUGAAGCCCGCAUCCUGGGUCCGGCCGGGGGCAGAUGUGCCCUGCAGCCGCCACCAGCCUCCUCUGCGGCGUGCCCCGCUGUACCCUGAGCGCGUCCUGUAGCUAAGUGGCCAGUCAGGGUCCCAUAUCACUACUUGCAGGAGCUGAAGGUGUUGCUUUGAAAUCCUGGCUGCAUUUCAUUUCAGGAUCCAGCCUUGCUGGAGCACCCACUGCAAUACCACACUUCCUUCCUGUCUGCAACACAGCUGGCAGUUGCACGGGGCUGCAAGGCAUUGGGUGACUCUGCUACAUUGGCCACCAGGAAGUAGGAGCAACAUGCCCCUUUUGCAGCGAGUCUGGGCUGAGGGGAGCCAGGCUGGCUGUCAGAACAGUUUCCGUGUGGAGAACCAGGUGGUGUGGCUGAGCUGGGGAUGAAGGCAGAAGCCUGACGCCUAGCAUCAUAGACAGCUUUACACCCACGGGCUCAGGCUGGGUCCCACUGACUGCAGCAGGAGAAUCAUUGGCGAGAGGAAGCCCCUAGCCAUGGGCAGCCACGAGAGGGACCCAGCCUCCCCCAAGAGGGCACCAGCCCCAUCCAGGUCCAACAGCACCGUGUCUUCUAAGCAUGGCAGCGUUCACCAGGGCUCAGAGAGCUGGGAGAUGGUGGACGAGCCACGGGGCAGAAGCGGGCCAGGGCAGGAGCUGGAGAGGCAGGAAGGCUACAUGCUGAAGAAGAGGAAGUGGCCUCUGAAGGGUUGGCACAAGAGGUACUUUGUGCUGGAGGAGGGGAUCCUGAAGUAUGCCACCACAUGCCAGGAUGUCCUCAAGGGAAAGCUGCAUGGUUCUAUCGAUGUCCGUCUGUCUGUCAUGUCUGUCAACAAGAAGGCGCAGCGUGUGGACCUGGAUACAGAGGAGAACAUCUACCACCUCAAGAUCAAGUCCCAGGAGCUCUUUAACAGCUGGGUGGCCAAGCUCUGCUCUCAUCGCCUGGCUGAGAAGCCAGAGGUGCCCAACUAUUCUGCCCCCAAAGUGAGGCUCCCAUCAUCCCCCUCACAGGGCUGUGGCUCCCGGGCCUGGGUCCUGCCAUCAGGCAGCACCCCAGCCCUGUCCACCCUGACCAGCCCCAGGGACAAGGUGAGCACCUGGCUGAAGAACAGUGAAUGCCUGGAGCGCUGCUCAGCAGAGCUCUCUGAGUGCCAGGGGAAGCUGCAGGAGCUGAACAAGAUGCUCCAGAGCCUGGAGACAUUGCAUCGCAUCCCGUCUGCGCCUCUUAUCUCCAACAGCCAGGGCUCAGUUGGUACAGAGAGGCCCAAGAAAGGAAAACGCACCACCAAGAUCUGGUGCACCCAGAGCUUUGCCAAAGAUGACACCAUUGGCAGGGUGGGCCGCCUGCACGGCUCUGUUCCCAACCUCUCGCGGUACCUGGAGCCAUCUCAGAGCCAGCCAGCCUUCAGCCUCCCAGCAGAGUACAACCAGCUGCAGAGGAACUUCUGGGUCCUGGCCCAGAAAGUGCAUGGGUCCCUCAGCAGCGUGGUGGCUGUGCUGACCACAGAGAGGGAUCGCCUCCGGGAGAUGCAGCGGGCACUGGACCUGCAACGCUCUGCCACACGCCUGGGCAGCGCCAGGAACUCUACCACACCUGGGAGCCUGGAUCACCAGGAGUGCCUGCGGCGAUUCCACUCCCUUUCUCUCUCCUCUGAUGCCACCCUGGACUCCUUCACCUCACUUACCCCAGCUGAGCCAGACACCCUGCUGGUGAAGGGACGGGAGCAGCAGCUGUCCAACCGCAGCAUUGUCUCGCUGUCCGACUCGCACACAGAGUUCUUCGAUGCCUGCGAGGUCUUCCUGUCUGCCAGCUCCUCUGAGAAUGAGGCAUCAGAUGAUGAGUCUUGCCUCAGUGAAGCUACCAAUAGCAUCUCUGAAGACACGGUGGAUGCAGGGGGGGCUGGGCGCUUCCAUAAAGCAGGGCUGGUUGCUGUGGAUGUGCCAGGCACGUCUGAGCCAGGUGGGGGGCCACUGGCAUGCCAGCUCCUCUCCCUCCCUAUGCUGGCAUCUACGGGGGUCCCAUGUCGAAGCUGCUUGCCAGCCCCCAACGUCCACUCAGGUGACGUCAGCCUGUGGAAUAUCCUGCGCAACAACAUCGGCAAGGACCUGUCCAAGGUGUCAAUGCCGGUGCAGCUCAACGAGCCCCUCAACACCCUGCAGCGCCUCUGUGAGGAGCUUGAAUACAGCGCCCUGCUGGAUGCCGCCAGCUGCAGCCCCGACCCCUGCGAGCGCCUGGUGUAUGUGGCUGCCUUUGCUGUGUCUGCCUAUGCCUCCACGUACCAUCGUGCUGGCAGCAAACCUUUCAACCCUGUCCUGGGUGAGACAUACGAGUGUGUGCGGCCAGACAAAGGCUUCCGCUUCAUCAGCGAGCAGGUCUGUCACCACCCACCCAUCUCUGCCUGUCAUGCUGAGUCAGACAACUUCAUCUUCUGGCAAGACAUGAAGUGGAAAAACAAAUUCUGGGGCAAGUCCCUGGAGAUCAUUCCUGUGGGGACCGUGAAUGUCCAGCUGCCCAAGUUUGGGGAUCACUUUGAGUGGAACAAGGUUACAUCCUGCAUCCACAACAUCCUGAGUGGCCAGCGCUGGAUCGAGCACUAUGGUGAGGUCCUCAUCCGCAACACAAAAGACAGCACCUACCACUGCAAGAUCACCUUCUGCAAGGCCAGAUACUGGGGCUCCAAUGUCAACGAGGUCCAGGGAGCUGUGUUCAGCCCCAGCGGAAAGGUGAUCCACCGCCUCUUUGGCAAGUGGCAUGAGGGGCUGUUCCGUGGCACACCCCCCACCGGCCAGUGCAUCUGGAAACCCAACCCCAUGCCCCGGGAGUAUGAGAAGAACUAUGGCUUCACGCAGUUCGCCUUGGAGCUUAACGAGUUGACGCCAGAGCUCAAACGCUUCCUGCCUUCCACGGACACACGGCUGCGCCCUGACCAGCGGUACCUAGAAGAGGGGAAUGUGCAAGCAGCAGAGUCCCAAAAGCGCCGAAUUGAGCAGCUACAGAGAGACCGACGCAGGGUGAUGGAGGAGAACAACAUCAUCCACCAGGCACGCUUCUUCAGGCGGCAGACAGAUUCCAGUGGCAAGGAGUUGUGGGUCAGCAACGGCUCCUACUGGAAGCUGCGGCUGGAUCCUGGCUACACCAACUUGGACAGUGCUGUCCUGUGGUAGCCAGCGGUUUCCUGAGGAGCCACCGUGGUCUCUGUGUCCUCUUCUCCCAAACCUGGGUGUGCAGGGACCUGCUGGCAGGGCCUGAGGAACAUCCCUGAGGAAAACGAAGCACCAGGUCCCAGCAUCUCCCUGCCCUCCAACUGGGAUUCCCUGGGAUUUUACUGGGCCUCAGCAGCACUCGCCACUGGACGAUGAAAGGUGUCCCAGCCCUUCCCAGGUCAACCCGCUGCCUGUACCAUCAUCACUGCUGUCUGCUGGCCAGGCAGUGCCCUCACUACUGUGGGCUGGCCUUUGACAGUGGACUGUCAAAAGUACUGACUAGUUGCACUUAGCACUGCCCUUCACACCCCCACCUACCUCCCCUCCAGCCAGGGGACACCAGGAGGGUGGGGUAAGGGCAGCUUUCCCUUUCCCCCAUUAUUUGUAUUAAUUUCAAUCAGCCUCAAAAAAGGGGGUAGAAUAUGCCCCAACCCCUUGCCUUGGCACCUUGGGAGAACAGGGUCUGAGAGGUGUUUGCAAAGAAAAGGCACUAUCCUGGGGGUAGCACUUGUAUGACCACAAGGAGGAACCACUCACCAGCCCCCAGGAUGGACCUGGUGCCCUGUCUUAAUGCUGCGGUUCCCCAGGGAGAUCAACGAGCAGAGUUGGCUAUGCUACCUCUUUGCUGCUGCCUGGUCCCCACUCCCAAGGAAGGGAAGCAUUGCGGUAGUUGGGAGAAGGCGGGGGAUUCAUGGCUGCUUUGGCCUCUCUUGGUGCUUGUCUUCACUACUGAGAUUACUCAAGUCCUGUCUGCAGCUCCAUGCCCGUCCCUCAUGUCUGGGCAGGGGUGGAGGGUAACUUGAGCUUCCUCUGGGGGGACAGGGAGCAGGGUGGAUGCACCACUGUGUAACCACACCCUGCAUUCACUGACACUUGUGGGCAGCAUCCUAGUACCAGGAGCCUGGCCCUGGCACUGCCUGGCUGCUGGGAGCAGGGCUGCUGGUGGAUGGCAGUGUGGCUUCUGCAGCAGGCCCAAGCCUCUCACUCCUGUGGUGUCCCCUCAAUGAGCCAUGUCCAAGAGGGGACCAAGGUGGCUACCUAAGCGUGUGUGACUGGUCAGCUGCUGCUCUGGCCUGGUGGGCACUAGCUCUCCUGGAAUCUGCCACCCACCCUGGAGCCAGGUUCCCAUCAGCAUCUUGUGGGGGGGGUGUCCCUUUGGUCCCACAGGGCCCAAGGACCUGUUGGUUUCCCAGUGCCUUCUGUCACUCCGUGUGAGGGAAUGUGCCAGUGACCAGGAUGCUGAGGGACUGCUGUUACAAGGGGAACAACCCCUUCAUUCUCUCCCUUGGUGUAGGGCUGGCUCUGGUUCUCUCCUACCCUAUGGAGCUCCUUCAACCCCCCACCUUGGGGAGGACCUGGCCCUGUUCCUGUACCCCUCCUGCACACUAACACUGCAGCCUGGCCACCCUUGAGUGAAGCAAUAAAGUAGCCCUUUCUUCUCCCCCAACAGGCUUUUGGGGCUGGCUAGCAUCAGGGUCGUUUUGUACCCACAGCACCAGGGCCCUGGGGAGUUGUGGGGAAAUAAGGUAAUGGCCUGCCAGAAUGAGGGCUGCUUUGGUGAUCACUCUGGGAUCACCAUGGGGCAGCUCAGGGGCUUGGAGAACCCAGGAGAGGAACGAAGCACUAGUGCUGGUGGGAGGACACGGGGAGAUGGUGCCUGAUAGAGCAGGAGAGCCUGGGAUUCAGCACUUCUGAAGUCAGUGGCUAGUCCAGUGACUUCCCCAGCUGGGAGAUGGGUAGUGCUUAUGGCUUGCCCCCCAUCUACAUGCCUGGCUAAUGACAGCCUUUAGGGUCAGGCAGUGUGGUGUCAGGGGCUGGCACAUUCCCCACCACCUGGAGCAUUUGUUUCUUUGGGUCCCUGAAUGGGGUUUGGGGGUCCUGGUUCCCCAAGCUCCAUUCUCUCCCUGGUGUUUGGGGCUAGAAGCAGGUGGCAAAGAACCCUUGUGGGAUUUUUCCCUCAGCAGCAGCUCAGGCCAGUCCCUGUCUGUUAGCCACAGCCCUUAGAGCAGGGGUGAGCACUGGUUUCCCCAUCUGCCUUCACGUGCACUCUGUCUCCUUUCAUGCCCUCCCUAGCAGGAGAGAGAGGGCCAUGCCUGUUGGUUUGGGCACUGGGGCUUUGUGGGGCUGGCCUGCAGGCAGGCAGACCCCUCUGCCCACCCCCAACAUGCACCCCCAGGCCCAUCUGUGUCGAUGGAUUUGGCCGUUGUCUGCGUGAUGCGCCCCUCACGCUGUGAUCAAACAUUCCACGUUCUCCAAUAAAGGACCCAGGAGAGUCUGGUGUGUCUGGAGAGUCUGCCUUUUUCAUUCACAACCCCCUAUCCUGCCUACCUUGCUGUGGUGCCUAGGAAAUGAUCCUUCUGGUCCCCUCAGUGGCUUGGGUCCACAUGAUCUUUCAUGCCUUAGAGUGUGCCCUAGGCUUCACACAGCUGGGUGCAGGGGCUGGCACACAGGGGCCCUGGUUUGUGUCCUGAGGUCAAGGAGGGGAGUGGAAAUAGGGGGAAGAGUGAUGAGAGGGGGAUAAGGCAGCAACGAGAGCCAAGAGGGCUGAAGGGUUACAGCAUCUUCCUGCAGUGCCAGGAGCAUGAGUGAAAGCCUUCUCCAGACUUGAACCAAAGACUACACCCUGCCAUCAACCCUGUGGCCACCCCCAAGACAGCCAACUGCAAGUGGUACCUGCUUGUUCCAGCAGAGGUGUUGGAGAUAGGCAGAUGUGAUGCUGGUCACUGCUCCCUUGCAUGCUUUUGGUUAUAGAACAGGGCCUGCCCGGAUGGAUUUUGAACCCGGCUUGGAGCCAGGACACUAGGUUUUGUGCCCUGCUUGGGGAGGGGGAUGGGAAUGAAGGUUAGUGAUUAGAGGACUCACAGGGGAAGCUGGGGCCCAUCUUAGCUUUCCUGGCCUAUCCCUUCCCUGCUCUGUGCCUCAGUUCUCUUGGGGAGGGCCUUGUGAGCCUCAGUGGGGAAGGACUCCCAGGUCACACAUGGCAAAGUUUUGUGCAUCAUGCACCACUGUGGGCAUAAGCAUACAUGGUUGCAACACAGGUAAACUGCUGAGGCCAGGUGGGGACAGGCUUGUGUGAGGUGUGCUCCCUGCAACCCAACUAUUGGCACAGCCUGAAACACUCUGACCAGAGGGGCUCCAUGAUGUCUGCCACCUCUGCCACACAGCCAUGGCCGUGCUUUGCACCAGAUAUGUGCUUGUAAAUGACUACUGAUUGUGACACUCAGCACAUGCUUUGCCUACAGGCCUGCAUGCAUGUGUUUGCACAUGUCUCUGCCUACAGGUAUACUCCAGCAGUAGUCACAAACAGUUUCCACCCCCAGCGCACACUCUGUCUCCCCCAUACUCAUCUAUGCUAGGUAUAAAUAGGCAUAUGCACACACAUGCAUUUGUGCGUGCACACACAUGCUGUCCUAUACUAGCCCCCAUACACACACGCACACUUCUACACUAGCCUCUCCUCCUCUCCCUCCCCCCCCCCCCCCCCCCCCCCCCCCCCCGCUGUUUUGUGCUGUUUCUGACACUGGCAGCAUGUACUUGGCCCCCACCAAUGCACUGAAUUAGCCACAGCUUUACACUUUAUUUAAAGAAAUUAAGCAAAACGAAAACAACAAAAAAAACCCACAUGGAACCUGUACAUAAUUUUCAAUAAAUAUUUUCAAAAGUAAAAUUUCCUUUCUUUAAAAAAAAAAAAAAAAUCGACUAACCACCCAAACACUGAGGACCGUCACGGUUCUACACCUACACUUUUUUUUUUUCCUCCUUGGGUUUUUUUGUUGUUGUUGCUGUUUUUUAUUUUUUGGAGUGUAAACAGUU